Molecule: messenger RNA, 2127 nt
Organism: Salvelinus sp. IW2-2015
Lineage: Eukaryota; Metazoa; Chordata; Actinopteri; Salmoniformes; Salmonidae
Source: RefSeq, a predicted model, not a curated record
AUGCCACGCUGCAGGCCUGCGGUAGGCACCUCCAGCACAGCCAUGGUUAACGACCAGGCUGAGUCUGUGUUUGGGAAGGAAGUGAUUGCUACCUAUGGAUUAUCUGGAAAAAUUGGAAAUGCCAAUAAAGGAACUUCAGCAAAGCUGGUCCUUGAUGAGGGAAAAGUCAAACUGAUAAUUGUUAAGACCGAGCCUAAGAACAACAGUGAGACUGACUACCACAGAAGGCAGCACUGGACAGCCAUGCAGGCGAAGUUCUCCCCAGUUAAGACAGGACCUGUAAACAACAGUGAGACUGACUACCACAGAAGGCAGCACUGGACAGCCAUGCAGGUGAAGCGCCGCACCCCUACCUCUCUCGUCGGCUUUAGCAACCCCACCCCCGUCAGCGCAGCACCCCGCCUCUCCGUCGGCGCAGCACCCACCUCUCCGUCGGCUUUAGCAACCCCACCCCGUCAGCGCAGCACCCCACCUCUCCCGUCGUCUUUAGCAACCCACCCCCGUCAGCGCAGCACCCCACCUCUCCCGUGGCUUAGCAACCCCACCCUCGUCAGCGCAGCACCCCCACCUCUCCCCAACCCCACCCCCGUCAGCGUAGCACCCCACCUCUCCCGUCGGCUUUGCAACCCCACCCCGUCAGCGAGCACCCCCACCUCUCCCGUCGUCUUUAGCAACCCCACCCCCGUCAGCGCAGACCCCCAACCCCCCGUCGGCUUUAGCAACCCCACCCUCCAACCCCACCCCGUCAGUGCAGACCCCCAACCCCCCGUCGGCUUUAACAACCCCACCCCGUCAGCCAGCACCCCCACCUCUCUCGUCGUCUUUAACAACCCCACCCCCGUCAGCGCAGCACCCCCAACCCUCCCUGUCGGCUUUAACAACCCCACCCCCGUCAGCGCAGCACCCCCAACCCCCCUGUCGGCUUUAACAACCCCACCCCCGUCAGCGCAGAACCCCCACCUCUCCCGUCUCUUUAGCAACCCCACCCCCCGCAGCACCCCCACCUCUCCCGUCAUCUUUAGCAACCCCCACCCCCGUCAGCGUAGGCACCCCCACCUCUCCCGUCGGCUUAGCAACCCCACCCUCGUCAGCGUAGCACCCCCAACCCCCCGUCGGCUUUACAACCCCACCCCCGUCAGCGCAGCACCCCCACCUUCUCUCGUCGGCUUUAAACACCCCACCCCCGUCAGCGCAGCACCCCCACCUCUCCCGUCGUCUUUAGCAACCCCACCCCGUCAGCGUAGCACCCCCACCUCUCCCGUCGGCUUUAGCACCCACCCCCCGUCAGCGCAGCACCCCCACCUCUCCCGUCGUCUUAGCAACCCCACCCCCCAACCCCACCCCCGUCAGCGUAGCACCCCCAACCCCCCUCGUCGCUUUAGCAAACCCACCCCCGUCAGCGCAGCACCCCCACCUCUUCCCGUCGGCUUUAGCAACCCCACCCCCCAACCCCACCCCCGUCAGCGCAGCACCCCCAACCCCCCGUCGGCUUUAAACAACCCCACCCCGUCAGCGCAGAACCCCACCCUUCCCGUCGUCUUUAGCAACCCCACCCCGUCAGCGCAGCACCCCCAACCCCCCGUCGGCUUUAACAACCCCACCCCGUGCAGCGCAGCACCCCCACCUCUCCCGUCGUCUUUAGCAACCCCACCCCCGUCAGCCAACCACCACCCCGUCAGCGCAGCACCCCCACCUCUCCCGUCGGCUUUAGCAACCCACCCCCGUCAGCGCAGCACCCCCAACCCCCCCCGUCGGCUUUUAGCAACCCCCACCCCGUCAGCGCAGCACCCCCAACCCCCCGUCGGCUUUAGCAACCCCACCCCCCGCAGCACCCCCACCUCUCCCGUCGUCUUUAGCAACCCCACCCCCGUCAGCGUAGCACCCCCACCUCUCCCGUCGGCUUUAGCAACCCCACCCCUGUCAGCCAACCCCACCCUCGUCAGCGCAGCACCCCCCACCUUUCCCGUCGGCUUUAGCAACCCCACCCCCGUCAGCGUAGCACCCCCACCUUUCCCGUCGGCUUUAGCAACCCCACCCCCGUCAGCGCAGCACCCCCACCUUCUCCCGUCGGCUUUAGCAACCCCACCCCCGUCAGCGCAGCACCCCCAACCCUCCCGGCGGCUUUAA